AUAUAUAAAAGGAACCCUUGUCUUUCAGUUCUGUCUUUUCUUUCACGCCACACUCUCUCUAAUCUCUACCUCGCACCCUCGCCUCCCUCCACCCUUGCGCUGAUCGUCCUCUCCACCGUCGAAUAUUCCUCUCUCUCCGGGCUUACGUAGCACACCAGAUGUCUGUUGAUCUCCGCAAGAAGAACCCAUCUUUUCUUUGGUGUGACUGUGGUUAUAUGAGCAGGGGCAGGUUGUGGUGCUUCCAGAUAAUCUUGUUCAGGCACUGGACUUAGCUACCGUGCUCUCUCUCUCUCUCUCUCUUCUUUUCUUCCUCUUUUCUCUGCAAUCUUCUGCUUGAUUUGAUUACAAAGUAUUCGCCUUUACUGCUCCUGUUACUGUGAACUUGAAGAAAUAGUCUUUUUUUGCUGCGCAAAACUCCUUACCUUGCUGCUUGUGAGGAGUUUUCUUUAGCCGAGUGCAAGUUUUCCCCUUUGGAUCAGCCAAUGGGGAAAACUGAGCUGGCUCCUGGGUUUCGGUUUCAUCCGACUGACGUCGAACUCGUGAGAUAUUACUUGAAGAGGAAAGUGUUGGGGAAAAAGCUCCUCGUUGAUGCUAUUGCUGAUCUUGACAUUUACAAGUUCGAACCCUCUGACUUGCCUGAUAAGUCGUACAUAAAGAGUGGGGAUCUUAAGUGGCACUUCUUCUGCCCAAGGGCGAAGAAAUAUGCAACCGGUCUUAGGGCUAACCGUGCAACUGAGUGUGGUUACUGGAAAACCACUGGGAAGGAGAGAGCCGUUCUCUGCAAUGGUGAAUCUGUUGGAAAGAUUAAGACUCUGGUUUACCACGUUGGUAAGUCGCCUCGUGGGGAGCGGACUGAUUGGGUUAUGCAUGAAUACAGGCUCGAGGACAACGUGCUGACACAGAAGAAUAUUCCUCAGGAUACUUAUGUCCUGUGUGUUCUGUUCAAGAAAGAUGGACCGGGACCUAGAAACGGAGCUCAAUACGGAGCUCCUUUCAAGGAAGAGGACUGGAGCGAUGAGGAGCAUCGUACUGAUGUUCCUUCUACCAGCAAUGCCUCAAUCUUCCUUCAUGGGCUUAACGCAGAAACCAGACUGGCUGUGGCGCCCUCGCAUGACUCUAACAAGGCUUGUUUUGGUGGCAUGAUGUCUGAAUCAUGCGUCUCUGAUUUCCCACCAGCUACAGCUACUGCCAGCGUGGCUGCACAUCUGACUGAUGCAGCUAAUGCUCCUAUGCCGGCAUCACUUCUUGAUCCUAGUAGCAGCGCCUCCUUGGCGCAAACCCUUCAGGCCCCUAACGACGAUGAUGACUUGUAUGCAAUGUUGGAUCUGUUUGUUGAUGAGGAUGAGUUCUUGCCUUUCUCUGAGCCCAACACCAACGAGGCAAGACAUGAUCCCAAUGUCUCAGCUCCAAUUUCGUUAGGAGAAGAAGUGAUAUUCGACGACCUACCCGACUUUAGCAAUAUGCAUGACAACAACAGCAUUCCAAGGACACCCUCUUACAACCUGAUUGAAAACUCGGAGCUAUACUUGGAGCUCCAGGAUCUCACAACCCCGUUAGCACCACCGCAUGUUUGGAAUGUCAGCGACUCUUACCUGACAGCUCCACUCGCACCACCUCAAGUAGGGAGUGUCAGCGACUCUUACCUGACAGCUCCACCCGCACCGCCUCAAAACGGGAAUGUCAGUGAGCCUUUUCUGAGCCCUCAAGGCCACUUUGAUUUCUCCGCUGCUGCUAAUGAUGAUCCUUAUUCUUUUCUGCGUCCAUGGGACAAUACGGACCAGAGAUGAUAGAGCUUUGGUUCCUCCAACCAGGAAUCAUCUCCUCUGCCCUCUCUCCAUGUUUAAGACAGACCAUUAAACCAUGAGAUAAUGAGCGACAUUGUAUAUUUACAUUUCUGAAACUCUUUUAUGUCGCAAAUCUCCCUUUCUCAGCAUUCUCGUAUUACAUUGGAUUUCAAGUUUUUUUGUUUUGUUUCUGUUCCAUAAACUAGCUUAAGUUUAUGAUGAAGACCCAACUCGAACUGUCAUCAUUUAUCUCAAUGAGUUUCGCUUUC
Brassica napus (rape) is the source of this 2053-nucleotide messenger RNA. Its product is annotated as NAC domain-containing protein 82. Gene Ontology annotation, molecular function: DNA binding. NCBI's taxonomy places the organism in Eukaryota, Viridiplantae, Streptophyta, Magnoliopsida, Brassicales, Brassicaceae. The coding region runs from base 483 to 1787 and encodes 434 amino acids. The transcript is spliced from 5 exons. Gene Ontology annotation, biological process: regulation of DNA-templated transcription. The record is from RefSeq and is a predicted model, not a curated record.